AUGCUCCAAUUGCGACUGCCGCCACCCAUAGGGAUUACCCUCAUAGCCUUGCUGGGCAUCAUCCUGCACCUUCCUGUCUCUUCAGCUAAACCAAACUGCCCUAUCCAUGGAUCACUCCUUCCUCGACCAACUAAUCUCCUCCAACAGCCUGCCAUUUACGGUGUGGGUAGCAUUCUGGACGGACUUUUCUUUCAAUACAUCGAUAACGAUACCACCACCGGUUCGGAAAAGUUCUCUUACUCGGUCGAGGUCUUUGCGGGGAGUGAGGACGGGCCACUUUGGGCGCACCAUUGGACAGCUCCAUCUCUGAAAGGGUCCAAUUCGACCGGAGUUUCUCAGGUGAACACAAAUACCGUCUAUCGAGUCGGCAGUAUCACGAAGAUCUUCACGGUCCUUACCUUCCUAGCAACGGUUGGCGACGGCAUCUGGAACGACCCGGUUACCAAGUAUCUUCCCGAGAUCGAGGAAAUUGCAAGAAACGAAUCUGGAGGCCCUAUAUUCGCUCCUGACUGGGAUGCCAUUACGGUUGGGUCGUUGGCCAGCCAGACGUCCGGCUUGAUACGAGACUAUGCCAUGCUGGGCGAGCUCAGUUAUCAGAUCAACAUGACCAUCUUACAUGAACUCGGUUUCCCGCCCCUUAACAUGUCCGACUUUCCCCCUUGCGGAACGCAGCCUACGUGUAACCGAACACAGCUUUUUGCGGGACUGGCCAAACUUCCACCAUCGUUCCCACCUUUUACGACGCCUGCAUACUCGGAUAUUGGGUUUGUGCUCCUAUCGUAUGUGGCAGAGCGCAUCACCGGCAAGGACUUCAGGACCUUGGUGACAGAUGCGGUUUUGACGCCCCUGAAUCUGAGCCACACGUUCCUCUCAGUACCCGAAGACUCAUUGGGAAUUAUACCUGGCAACACUCGGGCCACAUCCUGGGGAUUUGAGAUGGCGGAGGAAGCAGCGACCGGCAAUAUCUACACCUCGGCAGGGGAUCUGUCUUCGCUUGGCCGAGCCAUCUUGCGGUCGACCUUGCUCAAGCCCGCCAUGACACGGCGCUGGCUAAAGCCGGUAUCGUUCAGCUCAGACCCAAAGGCGGCGGUUGGGAUGCCCUGGGGGCUUAGGCGGAUCGACAUAGGGAAAAACCUUGAAAUGGCAAAAGACCAGUCCUACCAAUUCGUCCACACGUUCAACAAAGCCGGCAGCAUCGGCGCCUACAGCUCGCUCUUCGCCAUCAUCCCCGAGCUCGACAUUGGCUACACUGUUCUCGCAGCCGGCGACGCACCGCCGAGCCUCACGAUGGACAUUGCCGACGCCCUGACAGACACUUUCGUGCCCACGCUCAUGUCACUUGCCCGUUCCCAAGCCUACGCCACGUUUGGCGGGCACUACCGCCACGCCAGCCUGCUCAACGCUACCGCCUCCCCUCCAUAUGGCAAUACUUCUACUUCUCCUGCCUCUCCUCCCUACGCCAACGGGACAGCUAGCCACUACCCACAACCCCUCAACUCCUCUUUGACCAUAACGGUCGACCCGACAGGCGAGAAACCAGGCCUGGGCGUGGAGGGCUGGAUCUCCAACGGCACCGACAUGGCGCGCAUCGCGGUUGCGCUCAACUCCAACGUCAGGCAGGAGUACCUGGACGAGAUGCAGCCCAGCGUGCGGCUGUAUCCGACAGGGCUGGAGGAGGAACGGGCCGAUGGGGGUGGGAAGAGGGUGGCGUUCAAGGCCGUGUUUGAGGACCUUGGCCUGCCAGAGCGCAGUUCCAGCUACGUGACUGACUGUUCCACUUGGGUUGGGCUGACAGGCGUUGUGUAUGGGUCGAGGCCGUUGGAUCAGUUUGUUUUUGAGUUGAGCGAGGAUGGGACGGCGGUGGCGGUUGAGAAUGGGGCGUUGAGGGUGAGGUUGGUUAAAGUUCCUGGUUGA
This is a messenger RNA of Canariomyces notabilis, 1914 nucleotides long. Its product is annotated as beta-lactamase/transpeptidase-like protein. The record is from RefSeq and is a predicted model, not a curated record. Lineage: Eukaryota; Fungi; Ascomycota; Sordariomycetes; Sordariales; Chaetomiaceae. The transcript has 4 exons. Bases 1 to 1914 code for a protein of 637 amino acids.